CUUCUGGUCGUGGUCAUCCAACUGGCUCCGGUACGCUCUCGUCGAACGAUUCGCCGCCCCAGGGACACUACCGAGCAGCCACAAUGCAGUCUGCCGGUUCAGCAUUCCGAUCGUGCCUUCGCCAGGUUCAGAGCCGGUCCUUCUCGGUCUCCACGGCCUGCCAACUGCCCCGCAACGUCAAGCACCUGAAUCUCCAGCCCCGCAUCCCCAGCGAGGACCAGCUCCUGCGUCCCACGUCCGAAAAGAUCCAGUACCCCUUCUACCCGCCUCCGAGACAGCGCACGCCCGAAGAGCGGCUUGAGCAGAGGCGCCUGCCGAAGCGAACGCUCGCCGAGAUCCGCGGAGCACCCCUGCCGACCAGCUUCAAGUAUGCCGCCGAGGAGCUCGCGCACCAGAACCCAGAACCCAUUACCGACAUCGGCCACUACAACUACAAGUACUACCAGGUCUCCCUCGAGCGAGGUCUCAUCGGCCUCUCCAAGAAAACUCGGGACUUUGUUCGUGCGCUGGGUCUGCGACAUCGGCACCACGUCGUCUGGCUCCGGGUGGGUCCGCGAUCGGCCGGUGCGAUCCUCAAGAUCCGCGAGCUCCUCAAGGUCGACCUUGUGAACGAGAUCCCGAAGCGGGUUAAGGCUCCGUCUGGAUACAAGAAGCUCGGAAACAUCAUCGGAUCGCUUCAGGGCAUCCAUGGUCUGUGAUGAGACCGCACUUUGAGCUGUGCUCUGUCGCUGCAAGCAGGCGGAAUCAUACGCCGCUCCCCAAUCCUAUGGCCCUCCAUGCCAUCGUGGCAGCAUCGUGGCAGCAUCGUGGCAGCAUCGGUAUACCGCUCCUCCCCACGUUGCUCUCCUCCUCAUCUGGAGCUGCACACGUCGCACCGACCACAAUACACAUGCAUUUCCACGAUUCUUGAGGCUUUGGAUAUCCGUACAGUCGAUGCUGUGGC
Messenger RNA from Polychytrium aggregatum, 943 nucleotides. RefSeq lists its product as uncharacterized. The transcript is spliced from 2 exons. Bases 84 to 698 code for a protein of 204 amino acids. Lineage: Eukaryota; Fungi; Chytridiomycota; Chytridiomycetes; Polychytriales. The record is from RefSeq and is a predicted model, not a curated record.